UAAGUAAAUUUUUUUUAAUACUACGUUCGCCAUUUUGGAUCAAAGUUACACUAAAAGUUGUGUAUGUUGUGGCAGAGCGAUUGUGCAUAUUCUAAAAACAUUGCAUCUAUAUAAUUUUGAGCUAUUAGAAAACGACAAAGAGAUGGCAGAAUAUUUGGCGUCAAUUUUUGGUACAGAGAAAGAUAAAGUAAAUUGUUCAUUUUAUUUUAAAAUCGGUGCUUGUCGACAUGGAGAUCGAUGUUCACGAAUUCAUAACAAGCCAACUUUUAGUCAGACAUGCUUAUUGCAGAAUCUUUAUGUAAACCCUCAGAAUUCAGCAAAAAGUGCAGAUGGAUCUCAUUUGGUUGCAAAUGUAUCUGAUGAAGAAAUGCAAGAACAUUACGACAACUUUUUUGAGGAUGUCUUUGUUGAAUGUGAAGAUAAAUAUGGUGAAAUAGAAGAAAUGAAUGUAUGUGAUAAUCUUGGGGAUCAUUUAGUUGGAAAUGUUUAUAUUAAAUUUCGAAGAGAAGAAGAUGCAGAAAGAGCUGUUAAUGACUUAAAUAAUAGAUGGUUUGGUGGAAGACCAGUUUAUGCUGAGCUUUCUCCAGUUACUGAUUUUAGAGAAGCAUGUUGCCGUCAAUAUGAAAUGGGAGAAUGUACACGUUCAGGAUUUUGUAAUUUCAUGCAUUUGAAACCUAUUUCACGGGAAUUACGACGUUAUUUAUAUAGUCGAAAAAAAGGUGGUAAAGGCCGAUCAAGAUCACGUUCGCGAUCCCGUGGUCGCGAUCGUAAACGAAGAUCACGAUCUCGUGACAGGAGAUCCAGAUCCAAAGAUCGCCGAAAAGGUAGAGAUGAUAAAGGUAGAGAUGGACGAUCUGGAAGGUAUUAAUUAUAUUAAUUUCCAAUUGUAAUAAUUCUUCAUAAUAAAAUGAUUUAAAUUUACUUAUUA
Apis mellifera (honey bee) is the source of this 928-nucleotide messenger RNA. It is a transcript of the gene U2af38, whose product is annotated as splicing factor U2af 38 kDa subunit. The transcript is spliced from 5 exons. Gene Ontology annotation, cellular component: U2AF complex; spliceosomal complex. The record is from RefSeq and is a predicted model, not a curated record. The coding region runs from base 143 to 868 and encodes 241 amino acids. Gene Ontology annotation, biological process: mRNA splicing, via spliceosome. Gene Ontology annotation, molecular function: pre-mRNA 3'-splice site binding; metal ion binding. Lineage: Eukaryota; Metazoa; Arthropoda; Insecta; Hymenoptera; Apidae.